AGUAGUUUCUACAAAAAACUUGCACCGGUAAAUUCAUUCAUCAUUGGCGCUCUCUCUCUCAAAGCCCAAAACCAAAGCCAGCAACGCACACACAGAUCAUUCCAAGCAAACCCCUUUAAAAGCAAAAAGUUUCUCUUUGUUUUUGUUUUUUGUAUUUUUGAUUCCCUUCUUCUUAUUCGUCCGUACACAACGCAAAAAGCUUACACGAUCAUCAGUCCUCAUCAGUAGCUUAUAGUUAAUCCCUAACCAAACCAAACCAAACCCACAUACCAUCUGUCUCUAUCUCUCUACAUACAUUCAUAGAUCCCCUCUAUCACUUUGACCCUUUUUCCCAAUCAUACUUUCACAAUUUUCUUUUGGGGGGGUUUUGGAUUUUAGCUCAGCAUUGAAUUUUACUUUGAUCGAUGGCCAGUGGGCAUGUGAUUAAACGCGCCAAGUACAAGACCUCACCCAAAGGCGCUGGUACUCCUGGUGUUUUAAAAAUGACUGAGAACAAGAUUAUGUUCAAGCCAAAUGAUCCCACUUCAGCCUCAAAGAUUGAUGUAGAGUUUAGAUUGAUAAAAGGUUACAAAAACACUAAGGAGGGAUCAAACAAUCCACCAUUGCUUAAUCUCUCCCUUGAGCAGGGUGGAAGUUACAUUUUUGAGUUUGAAAAUUUCUUAGAUCUUCAAGUUUGUCGAGAGUUUGUUGGAAAUGCUCUUACAAAGUCCGGAGAUGCUGCAAAAGCAAAGUCUGGAGACACUGCAAAAGCGAAGUCUGGAGAGGCUGUGAAAGCCGCUUCUGAUAGAUCUACAGUUACUUAUCCUGAUGAACAACUCAUCAGUUCAGCGGAAAUGGAGCUUCGAAUAAAGCUAUUGAGAGAGAAUAGUGAGCUGCAGAACCUUCAUAAGAAAUUUGUGCUUGGUAAUAUCUUGACAGAAUCUGAGUUCUGGGCUACAAGGAAGAAGUUGCUUGAUGGAGACAGUGGCACAAAGUCCAAACAACGGGUUGGUUUUAAAAGUUCAAUGAUUCUAGACAUCAAACCCAUGACUGAUGGCCGGACAAACAAGGUUACAUUCAAUUUGACACCAGAGAUCAAAUAUCAGAUUUUUGCUCUAAAACCAGCUGUUCACCGGGCAUUCCUUAAUCAUGUUCCCAAUAAGAUGACAGAAAAGGAUUUCUGGACAAAAUAUUUUAGAGCAGAAUAUCUCCAUAGUACGAAAAAUGCUGUUGCAGCUGCAGCAGAGGCUGCUGAAGAUGAGGAGCUAGCCAUUUUUCUGAAGGAUGAUGACAUAUUGGCAAAUGCAGCUCGGCAGAAGAUUCGACGGGUUGAUCCAACUCUUGAUAUGGAAGCUGACGAAGGAGAUGAUUACAUGCACCUCCCAGAUCAUGGAAUUUUUCGUGAUGGUAGCAAGGAAAUAACUGAUUCACAGCAUGAGCAAUUCAAGAGAACUUUCUUGCAAGAUCUUAACCGACAAGGCGAAGUUGUUCUUGAAGGAAGAACUAUUGAUGUAGAGUUGGAAGAUCCAAGAACUGUAGCAGAAGCACUUGCGCAGUCAAGACAGGAAUCUGACGAGAAUGCAAAGCAGGAGAGGCUUGAUAGAAUUUCACGGAUGACUGAGAUGGAGGACCUUCAGGCACCUCAUGAUCACCCUCUUGCUCCACUUUGUAUCAAGGAUCCUCGUGAUUACUUUGAUUCCCAACAACUUAAAACUUCUGAUGAUACACGAGCUGGAUCAGAACAAUUAAGAUGUAGCCUGAGCUCUGAGGAAGCAUAUGGUUCUUUGAGGGGUUCAAUAUCAGAGAUAAAAGCUAUGGGAUUAAGUGAUCCUGUAGUCAGACCUGAGGUUGCUGUUAUGGUCCUUAAUGGAUUGACCCAGAACAUCUCAAGUACCAAAUUUCAACUUGGGAAGAAUGCUCAAGAGGGUAUACUGAACAGCUUGCCCAACACAACUAAAGAGGAACUACUACAUCAUUGGAUAUCCAUUCAAGAAUUACUGAGGCACUUUUGGUCUUCAUAUCCAAUUACUACAUCAUAUCUUUAUGCUAAGGUGAGCAGAGUGAAGGAUGCCAUGUCAAAAAUUUAUCCACAGCUGGAGGAAAUAAAGGAAUCAGUUCCUUCAGACCUUCGCCAGCAGGUUUUCCUCCUUGUUCGUCCAAUGCAUCAGGCUCUAGAUGCUGCUUUUCAACAUUAUGAGGCGGAUUUGCAGAAGAGAUCAGCAAAGAGCGGAGAUAAACCAAAUGGAUAUGUGUAGGAGUAAUAUUACCCAACCCAUCUUGUCUGCUGGGUCUGUCAUGUAACAUUCAUUGAUUUUGCAAUCUUGUAGCAGUCAUAUAAACUGUACAUGAAAUCAAUUUUGCUCUGAGCUCAUACACAAUAUAGAAUUUUAUCAACUCGGCCCAUUAAUAUAAAAGCUGUUUAAUGUUC
Molecule: messenger RNA, 2407 nt
Organism: Quercus robur (English oak)
Lineage: Eukaryota; Viridiplantae; Streptophyta; Magnoliopsida; Fagales; Fagaceae
Product: general transcription and DNA repair factor IIH subunit TFB1-1-like
Exons: 20
Coding region: 405-2234 (609 amino acids)
Biological process (GO): transcription by RNA polymerase I; nucleotide-excision repair; transcription by RNA polymerase II
Cellular component (GO): transcription factor TFIIH core complex; transcription factor TFIIH holo complex
Source: RefSeq, a predicted model, not a curated record